This is a messenger RNA of Saprolegnia diclina VS20, 661 nucleotides long. RefSeq lists its product as hypothetical. Gene Ontology annotation, molecular function: metal ion binding. The coding region runs from base 31 to 576 and encodes 181 amino acids. The record is from RefSeq and is a predicted model, not a curated record. The transcript is spliced from 2 exons. Lineage: Eukaryota; Oomycota; Saprolegniomycetes; Saprolegniales; Saprolegniaceae.
UCGAGAUCCGACAACGACGCCAAGACGACGAUGGUCUGCCGGCCCGUGAGCUUCGUGCAGGACCUCAACCUGCUCAUGAUGGACCGCCUCCUGCACCGAGAGCACUGGGUCGAACCGGACGAGCGGUACCAGUGCAAUACCUGCUUCCAGUACUUCCACCUGGACCCCAAGAAGCAUUGCUACAUGUGUGGCGAGAUUGUUUGCGGCGAUUGCCGCACGCGGCUGCUCAUCGAAGGCCGGUACAUGAACGACGUCGGCGUCAUGGCCUUUCACCACGGGUUCACGGCCAAGGUCUGCCACCCGUGCUACUUUACGUUCUUUAGCGCGCGGGCCGUCGGCUUUUUCGAGGUCGAGAAGCACCCGAAGUACGACUCUCACCGUUUGGAGGAUCGAUGCGAUGCUGAUUAUGGCGUGCUCUGGUCGCAGUCGCUCCCGACCAUCCAAGAAAAAGUUGCCAAGCUCGCACCCAUCGAAGCCACCAAGAAGGCCCACCUCCGACCAUCCGCCUCCGAGCAGCGGCAGUUUGACGAACGCUUCACCAACAAAGUGCGCAGCAUGACCCGAAAUCACCGAUAGUCCCGACCGCGUCCGUAUAUUUAUAAGCUCAACGAGUCCUAUGUGUCCUCACGACGACGUGGCAUGCGUCCGCUGGUACUCGUCG